AUGGCAGAAGGGCUUGCGGGUGCAGGUUCAGAUCUCGUCGUUGUGGGUAGAGAAAUAGAGACAUUAACCCCUGUUGCUGAGCAAAUUGCCGCUGAGACCGGUAGAAAUGUCCUCCCUAUUCAGGCGGAUGUCAGCAAUCUUACAGAAAUUGACGCGCUCGUCGCGCAGACUGUGGAAACUUUCGGGAGACUUGAUGUCCUCGUUAACAACGCUGGGGUCAAUAUACGCAACCCUGCCUUGGAAUUUACCGAGGCGGAUUGGGACUUCGUUACGGAUGUUAAUCUGAAAGGUGCGUUUUUUCUCGCAAAAGCCUGUGGCAAUGUCAUGCAGCGACAGAAAUCGGGUAAAGUAAUCAACACGUUGUCGCUUACCUCAGCGAUCGGAUUGCCGACGAGUAUCGCUUAUACGGCGGCAAAAGGAGGACUCCUCCAAUUGACAAAACUUCUCGCUGUGGAAUGGGCGGAACACAACAUUCAGGUCAACGGCAUUGCGCCCGGCUUCAUCCGAACCGAGAUGACUGCCCCUGCACGCGAGGACAACCGAAACCGAUGGAUUCUCAAUCGCACCCCUGCAGACCGAUGGGGUGAGCCUGAAGACUUAGCAGGCUUAACAAUUUUCUUCGCCUCUAACGCCUCUGAUUUUGUCACGGGACAAAUGGUGUUCGUUGAUGGUGGAUUCAUGGCGGGUAGCGACUGGAGGCGACAGUCCUAA
Geodia barretti is the source of this 711-nucleotide messenger RNA. NCBI's taxonomy places the organism in Eukaryota, Metazoa, Porifera, Demospongiae, Tetractinellida, Geodiidae. The record is from the annotation of a GenBank genome assembly.